This is a messenger RNA of Setaria italica (foxtail millet), 1430 nucleotides long. RefSeq names its product ubiquitin-conjugating enzyme E2 22. NCBI's taxonomy places the organism in Eukaryota, Viridiplantae, Streptophyta, Magnoliopsida, Poales, Poaceae. The record is from RefSeq and is a predicted model, not a curated record. The transcript has 7 exons. The coding region runs from base 375 to 1136 and encodes 253 amino acids.
ACCAGGCUCUCAUCAAAGCUCUCAACCACUUCCUAGUUCCUCCUCUCCCCCUUCCGGCCGCACCGAGCUCUCUCCAUUCCUUCUCCCCCCAAAUUGAAAUCCUCCUCCCCGCGGCCUCGCCUAGGGUUUCGCUUCCUCCCCUUCGCGUCCGAGCAUCCUCUACCCCACCGGCGGCUGCGGCGGCCGCCACCCCUCAUCUCGUCGCCCUGAGACUUCCCUACCGCCUGCCUGUUCGGCCGCUCCCCCUGCCGCCCCGCCCUGACCUGAGACUGCUAAGGCUUUUUGUCCAUAAAAGGUGCUAUUGUGGCACAGAGACAUUUCUAAGUGAAGUUGCUAAUAAGGCGGGUUCGAAGCUAUCUGCUAUUGCUGCUGCAAUGGCAACCAAUGAAAACCUUCCACCAAAUGUCAUCAGGCAAUUGGCUAAAGAACUGAAGAAUCUUGACGAGUCACCUCCAGAAGGGAUUAACGUGAUUGUCAAUGAUGAUGACUUCACUACUAUUUUUGCUGAUAUUGAAGGCCCUGGUGGAACUCCAUAUGAGAAUGGAGUGUUCAGGAUGAAGCUACUAUUGUCUCGCGACUUCCCUCAAUCUCCCCCAAAAGGAUUCUUCUUGACAAAAAUUUUCCAUCCAAACAUAGCUACUAGUGGUGAGAUAUGUGUAAACACACUGAAGAAGGAUUGGAACCCUGGCCUUGGAUUAAGACAUGUUCUUCUGGUAGUGAGAUGCCUUCUGAUUGAACCAUUUCCUGAAUCUGCACUGAAUGAACAAGCGGGGAAGAUGUUACUUGAAAACUACGAGGAAUAUGCACGGCAUGCAAGGCUAUACACCGGCAUCCAUGCCCUUAAACCUAAGAAUAAGUCCAAGACUGGAGCUAUUUCUGAGUCAACCACUGCUCUGAAUGUGGACAAGUCGAGUGCUGCUUCCAGCGAGAACACACCAUCAAUGCCACCAGCAGUAUCUACCUCCACUGCAUCCAGAGCAUUUGGCACGAACUUGCAGGAUCAGAACCCGACUGUUUCUGAUCCUGCCGCCGUAGGAGCUGCCGCAGCACGGAAGAAGGAUGGCCCGAUGGCUUCCAAAGCUCCUCUCGACAAGAAAAAGAUGGAUGCGCGAAAGAAGAGCUUGAAGAGAUUAUAGGCGAAAACGUCCCGGGAAGAGGGACGUUGUUGCCGGUAGAUCAGAAUUCAAAUUUGCUAGCAUGAGCCAGGUUCAGCAGAUGCUUAGUGAAACUGGGAGAGAAAAAGGAAUAAGUGGGGAGAGGCAUCUGAUGAUCUGGAAUUGGGGACGAGGCGGGGCCAGACGGGGGAAUAAUGUGAACUGGGUCCUUCGGGACAACUUUAUUAUGUUCAAUGUCCAAUCAUUUGGAAGAAGACCUGCCUAUUUCCUUUUGUUGUUUCUCGUUUGUCUGGUGCAAUCAAUCAGCAUUGCCUA